GCCGGAGCUCGUGUGGCGGGGCCGGGGCCGCUGUGCCCCGGGCCGGUCUGUCCGAGCCCCCGGACCGGUCUGUCCGAACCCUCGGGCCGGUCUGUCCGAGCCCCCGGGCGCGCACAGUAAGUGCUCGAAACUCUGUGAAUCUGCGCAGCCCCGAGCCCGGGCGUCUCGGAGUCACCCGCGGCAACGUCGGGUUACCCCCCGUUCAUAGCCCGUGGGUGCUGCGGGCCCCCGGACAAAGCGGGCGCGCCGGGCCAGUCGCCUUUGGUUCUCUCUUCCGUUCCCCGCCCGCCUCCUUAAAAUAAGUGUGUUUCUUUUACAGGGGUGAAGGCAAUGAGUGACAACGAGCAGGACUGGCUGGCUCUGAGGCCUCAGGAACCUUCUCCAUCCCAGUGCUGCGGCAGCGGCUGCAAGCCCUGCAUCUAUGAUGUGUACGAGAAGGAGCUUGCACAGUGGGAGAGAGCCAAAGCAAUGCAAGACAAAAGCCUUCUCCUGGGAAAGAAGGAGCAGAGCAGUAAUUCAGAGCUGAAUCCAGAUACAUUCACUGCAUUCAGUGUGAGCUCAGUGGAACAGCUGACAGAGGACACCUACCAGUACAAAUUUGAAUUACCGGGAAAUAGCAGCCUGCAAUUGAGUUUAGGACAACAUAUCGUGUUAAGAGGAGUGGUGAAUGGUUUGGAGGUCCAGAGAGCCUAUACUCCAAUUAGCCCCAGGAAUGCAGAAGGCUACUUUGAAGUUCUAAUUAAAUGCUAUGAAGCUGGGCUAAUGUCAAAAUACAUAAAAACGUGGAAAAGAGGAGACGUGGUCUUUUGGCGUGGGCCGUUUGGAGGGUUCCCAUACCAACCCAAUAAGCAUGGAGAACUCCUCAUGCUGGCCUCUGGCACUGGCCUUGCACCAAUGAUUCCUAUUCUUCAGUCCAUAACAGAUGAUGAAGAGGAUGAAACCUUUGUAACUCUUGUUGGCUGCUUCCCUACCUUUGACAAAAUUUAUUUAAAACCUCUUCUGCAGGAUUUGGCUCGGUACUGGAAUAUUAGAAUAUUUUAUGUCCUAAGCCAGGAAACUUCUCUGGAAAAACUCCCUUGGAGCUAUCAGGAAAACACGUACACCGGUCGUCUCAGUGAAGACUUGAUGAAGACAAUAGUAAAUUCCUGUCGAAGAAGGCCGUUUGUAUUAAUUUGUGGCUCUUCUGCAUUCAGUGAAGACAUGAGCAGAUACUUGAAAGCUGCAGGAGUUGAAGAAAAUUCCUAUUUUGUCUUUUAGCAGGACAUUCCUGACCUGAGGAACCUUAGGCUGAGCCUUGGAUGUCCUUGUUUCUUUGCAGACAUUGCGCAAAACGGGCCUGCUCAGAAGACUGAGCUCCUUGGAGCAACUAUUUGUUGGUCCUCCCCUCCGUGGUGUUGUAAGGGACAGGUGCCAUUCCAGAGUGGCUGGUAAAUGGUGUACCACCCAUACCUCAGGGACUAGGAUGGCACUUUCAGUGGAAGUCUUCAAGUGCAAUUUUGAGAGAGAGGUCUCCUGAGGGGGUACUAGAAAGCAUCCAUGCACACAGCUCUUCUGUAAUAUGAAGACUGGUGACUUGCUUUGCAGUCUGUUAUUCUGCAGCAGUGUUGUGCCCUGUUAGGUGUCCAGAGGAGAGAUAUAAUCCUCAGGGAUCCUUACCAGGCUAAGGGGACAGCAGAGUUGGGAUCAUUUUGGUUCUGUCAU
Molecule: messenger RNA, 1701 nt
Organism: Poecile atricapillus (Black-capped chickadee)
Lineage: Eukaryota; Metazoa; Chordata; Aves; Passeriformes; Paridae
Gene: CYB5R5
Product: NADH-cytochrome b5 reductase-like
Exons: 7
Coding region: 331-1257 (308 amino acids)
Molecular function (GO): oxidoreductase activity
Source: RefSeq, a predicted model, not a curated record